Solanum dulcamara is the source of this 1405-nucleotide messenger RNA. Its product is annotated as membrane-anchored ubiquitin-fold protein 3-like. The coding region runs from base 561 to 917 and encodes 118 amino acids. Gene Ontology annotation, molecular function: protein binding. Lineage: Eukaryota; Viridiplantae; Streptophyta; Magnoliopsida; Solanales; Solanaceae. The transcript is spliced from 3 exons. The record is from RefSeq and is a predicted model, not a curated record.
CAUUAUAUUUUUGUCGCAAGUAAGAUUCACGUUAAACUUUCCAAUUAGAUAUUUUUUUUUUAAAAAUAAUUCUUUUUAUCUUUCUUUCAACAUCAAGCAAUUUAUAGCCCCCAAGAAACAAACAAGUUUCUCACUCUUUCAGCUGACCCAAAGUUUUUGAUUGAUUCCCAUAUUUCCAUUUCUUGAAACUUUUCUAAGAAAUUCCCAAAAAAUAUGAUCCAUUUCUGAAAUCAAUCAUUCUGUUUUCUUGGUUGUUUGGGUAUUGAGGGAUUCGAAUUUCCACUUUCUUUCCUUUUGAAAUUUAAAGUUGCAAUCUUUUCAGUGUAUUGCUAAUUGGGGUUUUUCUUGAUUUGGGUCACUGUUGAAAAAAAAUAUCAAAAAGUUCAUUUUUUGAGAUUUUCUUGAAUUUGGGUCUGAUGGGUCUUGGCCAAAAUUGAGUCUUUUAUUCAUCUAAGCUUUUGAUCUGUUGGCUAUUCUUGGAAGUUUUGAACCCUUGAUUGUUCUUUGGUGGAUUAAUGAGAGUUUGAAGUGUGAAUUGAUCAUUGUGAGAGAUUGUUCCAAUGGCUUUAAAAGAGUUGAUUGAGAUCAAGUUCAGGCUUGCUGAUGGCAGUGAUAUUGGACCUAACAAGUAUACACCUAGCACCACAGUGGGUUCUCUUAAAGAAAAGAUAAUUGCACAGUGGCCCAAAGAAAAAGAUUCUGGGCCAAAGACGAUAAAUGAUGUGAAGCUUAUUAAUGCCGGAAGGAUACUUGAGAACAAUAAAACACUUGGUGAAUCAAGACUUCCAGUUGCUGAAGUUCCAGGAGGUGUCAUCACUAUGCAUGUCGUUUUACGCCCACCUAUGAAUGAAAAAGCCCGUGAUAAACUGCAGGAUGAUUCCCUGAAGAAAGGCGGGUGUGCAUGCAUAAUCUUGUAAUCCGUCUAACCUGAUAACAGAAUUACUCCAGUUUAGUAAUAUUCCUUAUCUCAUGGAUUUUUCAGUAGCGGAUCUUUGGAUGCAUCCAAGAAGAUAUCAAAUGACAAAAUUUGAACUCAAUUAUCAUUCAAGCUCUUUGCUUUUUACCUUUAGAUUUCAGCUUGGCAAACUUGCUUAGAUGGCUAAAAGGAAUUUGGUGAAUUGCUGUGUAGGAACUUCUGUGGAAGUAUGAAAAUAUUUCUUUCCUUUUCGGGUGGGUAAACAAGGGAACAAGAAGAACAAAAGAAUUGUUGAAGAUUAUAGUUGGUUUGAUUUCAUUUAAUUUGCAAUCCUAUAAUUACUACUCGUGAAGAACUUAAAAAUUCAGGCAUGUGUACUUUGUUGUUGUUACUCUAUUUUUUCUGUUAUUGAUGCUCCAAUGACUAUGGCAUCAAAUUCACCAUACCAAUUUAUAUUGUUUAUGUUAUUUUCCAAGUUAUUUGAGCAAA